Daucus carota subsp. sativus is the source of this 2571-nucleotide messenger RNA. RefSeq lists its product as uncharacterized. The transcript is spliced from 3 exons. NCBI's taxonomy places the organism in Eukaryota, Viridiplantae, Streptophyta, Magnoliopsida, Apiales, Apiaceae. The record is from RefSeq and is a predicted model, not a curated record. Bases 218 to 2296 code for a protein of 692 amino acids.
AUGGAUAUCUAACUUCUCUCUCUUGCAAGCCUUCUUGAUAAAAACCCAUUUGAGUUCUCAUAGUUCUGUGCCAUGUUUUCCGGGUAAUGGGUCUCUGCUUCUGAUUCUCCUCGGGUUUUGAGCUCCUCACAAGCUCUUUACUGCUCAAUAAAACAACCAUCUUGUGGGUCAUUGCUGCAUCUCUGGUCUGUCUCUCACAGUGGCUGAUUCUCUUCAUAUGACUAAGAUGCCAGAAUCUAAAUCAGAGAUGCAGUUUCCCAGCUACCUCCCUGUCUGCAGCGCCACCAAAGAUCUUCGUGCGAGUGGUAGCAACAGACCACUGCUUGAUAACGAUCAGGUACAAACAAGUGGACAUAGCAGAACAUCGCAUCAUAAUGAUCAGUUACAGAUAGCUGGAGAUGGCUACAAUAAUCUAUAUCCACCUUCUAACGCAAGCCAGCUUCAAGAUCACGAGAAGGAAAUGAUAAGGAAUAUUAUGCUAGAACAAGAAGCCACAUUUAAGCAUCAGCUCAGUGAACUGCAUCGUGUACAUGGAAGACAACGGGAGCUAAUGGAUGAAAUCAGAAUGAAAAGACUCACUACAAAUAAUAUAGAAGGGAAGACAUCAAAGACUAAUCCAAUCAUGUUUGGAGGUCUAUCUCAAUCAAAUCAAACAUGCCAAGUUCCCAACUCUAGUUUAGUGGAUCCAAGGUACCAUUGGUCUUCAACAAUCAUCAACUUUGAUGAUGGGAAGAGCAUGCAAGCAGCUCCAAACACUUCCAUUGUUGCAAGCAGCCUGAAAGACAACGUAUUCUUGCCAUGCAGCAGCAAAGAGAUCAGGAAAAGAACAUUCGAUCUUAAACUCCCAGGUAAUGAGUACAUUGACCGUGAAGAGGAGAGGUUCAGAAAUGGAACUGUUUCGGGUGUCUCCAAGGUGCCGGACUAUGCUAUUAAGGAUCUUUCUGCUGUUUGCCAUCUGAAAGACAGUAAAAUUCCCGUCUGCAAAGAUCAGUUGAAUCCUUCAGAAGGGAAUUCAUCUCGAACUAACUUCAUACCAACUAUAACAGAUCUGGCUGGAUGGAACAAGACUUCCCUAAUCAACCAAAAAGGGCCUCUAUAUUCCUCAAGUUCCCUGCCCUUGGGUACGAGCAUCAUGGCGGAACCGCAUUUGGCGCGGUCCUACGCCCAAAUGCCAAACAUGGUGUUCCAAGUUCAGACAAAGGAAAAUGCUCGUAUGCAGAUAGGAAAGGAUCUUGAAAUUCACUCAGAGGAUUUGUAUCUGAAGAAACUGUCUAGGCAACACGAGCACACAUCUUCGAACCAUCUUAUGUCUCCCACCAAACCCUUUGACACACAUGCAUCAUCGAGUAAGAAUGCAACAUUAUCAAUUGGGAACAAUAGCCUAAACAGUAUUUGUCUGAGCAGAAACUUGACAUAUAAUCCAAGAUAUCAGAUUGACUUGAAUUCCUACCCAAUUGAAGAUGGAUCAUCACAGGUGGAAAUGGAGAAAAGAAGCAUGGCAGAUAUUAAUUUGGAGCCACCUGUGAGUCCACAGAACAAGGAGGCUUCACCUCCUAGAGGUAAUUCAGUGGAAAAGCAGCCUGCUGAUUCUGUCAAAUUGUCUGAAAAGGAUGACAAAUACCAAAAAGAUCUUGCCCUGCAGGCAGCAGAGGCCCUGGUUCUUAUUUCAUCAAACUCUGCCCAAUGCUUAAAGUGGUUUUCAGAAGUUGUUUGUUAUGCAGAAAAUGUUUUGAAAGAAGAUGAGACAGUUCAAGGUCGCAUAGCUUAUAGUAAACACAGUGAGCUCGUAGCUGAUGGGUUCAAUAACUUUGCAGCCCUAACACCGGUCAUGGAAGAGACAAAGCUGGGAGGAUAUUGCUCUAAAAGUACUGGAAACAAGAAACGAAUAGCUGCGGCCACAUCAUCAAGUCCGCCAAAGCGGAAGCGAACUAGGAGGACAAAGUCACAGAAAACGAUGCAAGGAGAUAUCCAACCUCACAUGACCUCCCCGUCGAUGCAAGAGGUGCCUCUGGAGAACCGUACUAUUAGUUGGCUGAGGGAAAAUGAAAGUAAAGCGAGGCUGGGAAAGAAAAAAUCAAGCAAAAACGAGCAGAAAAAGGGAAAGAAGCAGAAUAGUGAGCCCACUCUGCAGCAUCUGAUGUGCUCGUACCUAAAGCAGCAAAUGGCUGAUGCUAAACUGGAUUCCCUGGAAAGGCGCCUACCAAAUUGGGGAAGGAGAAACAAACGGCAAACUGGUCAUAGACGCCCUGCUUCCGAUCAUGCUCUUAGGUUGGCUGUACUUAGGCUUGUGGCCUAGUUAUUAGAAAGUUCGUUUAUUUAAUGUUAGACUUAAGGUAAAGUUCUCAGAGUUUCUUUUCUUUUAUUUAAUAUUAGGGUUGAGGUAAAGUUGUCGGAGUUUCUUUUCUUUUAUUUAAUGUUAGCGUUGAGGUAAAGUUGUCGGAGUUUCUUUUCUUCCAGUUACAUUUUAGGAAAAAAAUUUAAAACUGUGGUUUGUUGUUCUAUACAAAAAUCUUUCUGUCCUGUGUAAUAUUUUGUGAAAAUUUCCGGUUUAUCCUUGGUAUAUUAUUACUA